AUGGCCACUGGAGUUAACAGAAAAAUUUCUGCAGCAUCAGCUCGUUCUCACACCAGGAGAGCCAACAAAUCCUCCUCUUUUCACCUCCCUUCUGGAAUACUUAGAACAACAGUAGCAGUGUUGGUUAUUGGGUUUCUAGCAUGGGCUUAUCAAGUUACCCAACCUCCUCCUCCUAACAUAUGUGGCUCUCCGGAUGGACCACCUAUAACCGUGCCAAGAAUCAAGCUAAGAGAUGGAAGGCAUUUGGCUUACAAAGAGCACGGCGUUCCUAAAGACGAAGCAAAGUAUAAAAUCAUCUCUAUUCAUGGUUUUACCAGUUGCAGGCAUGACACAGUGGUUGCCGACACCCUAUCCCCUGAUGUUGUUAAGGACUUAGGGGUCUACUUUGUAUCUUUUGAUAGACCUGGUUAUGGGGAGAGCGAUCCCGAUCCAAAUCGUACGUUAAAGAGCAUUGCUUUGGAUGUAGAAGAGCUUGCUGAUCAGCUGGGGUUGGGGUCUAAAUUUUACGUGGUCGGUGUUUCCAUGGGCGGACAAGUUGUUUGGAACUGUCUUAAGCACAUUCCUCACAGGCUAGCAGGUGCCGCGCUCUUAGCUCCAGUCGUCAAUUUCUGGUGGCCUGAUCUUCCUGCAAACUUAGCUGCUGAAGCCUAUAGCCAAUAUAAAUUACGUGACCGAUGGGCUAUUCGUGUCGCACAUUACACGCCAUGGCUAACGUACUGGUGGAACACUCAAAAAUGGUUCCCAAUUUGUAGUGCGAUUUCCCGUAGUCCAGAUAUUCUUUCAAAACAAACUUGA
Molecule: messenger RNA, 795 nt
Organism: Lathyrus sativus (Indian pea)
Lineage: Eukaryota; Viridiplantae; Streptophyta; Magnoliopsida; Fabales; Fabaceae
Source: the annotation of a GenBank genome assembly